Molecule: messenger RNA, 2098 nt
Organism: Caretta caretta (loggerhead turtle)
Lineage: Eukaryota; Metazoa; Chordata; Testudines; Cheloniidae
Source: RefSeq, a predicted model, not a curated record
ACAGGGAUGGAAGGCGUGUCAUGGAGGCCAUGCAUAAAGCUGCAGACAUCAUCUACCUCCUCAACAGGGAAGGGCUUGGCUCCAUCUCCCAGGACAUUGCUGUCAGCCUUCGCCCCUUCAUUGAUGACGAGAAGGGCAGUGUGCGCUCAGCUGCCAUUGUACUGCUUGGCAACGUGGUGAGCAGGGUGCAGGACCCCGACAAACCCUUCGUGCAGCAGGAAAUCAUCCACUGCUUGCUCCCCCUGCUGCUGCAUCUUGAAGACCAGGAGGAGAGUGUGAAACUGUCAUGUAAACUGACGCUCUUCCGCUGCGCAGUGUUCCUCAGGUGGGCUCAUUUGAAGACCCUCUCCCGCAGCUUGGCCUGGGAUGGCUCCUCACAGCUCUUGAAGUGUGUCUGGAUCUGCUUGAUGCAGAACAACGAGAGCCACAUCCCCAAAUUCCUGUUCCAGGCCUUACAGUACCUGGAAAGCUCACAGACAACAAUAAGACAUUCAGCAGCCCGAUUCAUUGGAAAUACUAUCCACCAUUACUGUGAUUUGUUGUCUGAAACAGUGAAUGAAGAUGGCAUCUCCCGCCUGUAUGAAGCUUUUCACGAAGUGCCUUUGAAAUCAGACAGGACCACGUGGUACAUCCUCAACAGAUAUUAUAAAUGGUUGCAGAAGCUUGGAAAUCUCGUGUCGGGUUCUGCAUUUGACUAGGGAACCGGGACCGACACAGACGAGCUCUUUGUCCUGCUAUGACAUCGAGAGGCCAACAGGAGCCAAUUGAGCCCACCACUGAUCCCAUCUCUUGUGAGAUGGCAAAGCAACUUUGCAUGGGAAGGAGGAGACACAAGAGGCCGAGCAGCAUGUGCCGGGCUGAACCAGCCACACAGAACCCCAUAGUCUAGGUGGAGAAAGCCAAGCCCCGCCCCAGCCCUGCCGGACAUGCUCCAACUGGAGCACCAGUGUGUAAGCGAGCAGCUCAGACCGAUGAAAAUGGAGAAUGCACACUGUAGGCUCCAGUCCAGAAGCAGCUCAAGCCCCUGACUGCAGAGCUCUGAGGUGCCGAGACCCAGCCACGUCCCUGGGGGCCUGCAGACAUGCAAGGGAGAUCGGAGACUCUGGGAGUUUCCCACGCCGGGAACCCAGAGACCCCCAGCCCAUGGCCUAGAGACAUCUCCAAGGAAGUAACCUGGGUGAACUAGCCAUUGUCAUCCGCAGUGCUGGAUCCCCACUGACUCAAUGGCACUGAAGGGCAGCUAUACAGACUCCGGCCGUUGGGCCACACAGCAUUGAGGGAGAGAGUAGCCAUAUUGUCCGUUGCCAUCGGGCCACACGGGCGUAAGAGACAGGAUAGACAUAUGGACAAUGAGCGUUGAGCCACACAGCCCCAACGGAGAGGGCAGCCGCACGGACCCUGGUCGCUGGGCCACACAGCCCCGACGGAGCGGGCGGCCGCACGGACCCUGGUCGCUGGGCCACACAGCCCCGACGGAGAGGGCGGCCGCACGGACCCUGGUCGCUGGGCCACACAGCCCCGACGGAGCGGGCGGCCGCACGGACUCUGGUCGCUGGGCCACACAGCCCCGACGGAGCGGGCGGCCGCACGGACUCUGGUCGCUGGGCCACACAGCCCCGACGGAGAGGGCGGCCGCACGGACUCUGGGUGUUGGGACACACACACUGCGUGGGAGGGCAGCCAUUUUGACACUGGGCAUUUGGCCAAACUACCCUGAGGCUUAGGGAAGUUAUUUGAUGUCAGCCAUGGGACCUCGCCCCUUCACUCCUCAGACAUCGCUCAUCUGUCACCAUGAGACCGACCCCAUGACAGAAGACUUUUGGGGUCAAGAUGCAAACAGGAGUCGAAGCAAGGAGUGGCAUGUGACCCCUCUAAGAGAUCCUCCCACUCCUUUACCAAUCUGGGGGUGUUUUAUCUCCAUCCACCUGCCUCAGGAAUGGAUUUGAGCAAUUGGGGAAUGUUCUGGGGCAGAGUGACCCAUCCGGAAGUGGGUCACGUGACCCUCCAAGAGCUCCUCCCACUUGGGGUGGCCUCAGCCCCUUAGGACCCACCAGAGAGGGGAUUUCACCAAACAUUGUAAGUGCCCUGGUGGGGUGAC